Molecule: messenger RNA, 1248 nt
Organism: Onychomys torridus (southern grasshopper mouse)
Lineage: Eukaryota; Metazoa; Chordata; Mammalia; Rodentia; Cricetidae
Product: surfeit locus protein 1
Exons: 9
Coding region: 165-1181 (338 amino acids)
Biological process (GO): mitochondrial respiratory chain complex IV assembly
Cellular component (GO): membrane; mitochondrion
Source: RefSeq, a predicted model, not a curated record
GUGAGUGUUGGGCAGCAGCCUCAGGCUGGGGUGCUGGCGCAGGAAAGCCCGCAAAUCAGCGGGAAGUUCGUCCAUGAUCUGAGUUGCCCAUCUAAGGCCGCUGCUACCACGUGGGGAAGAGCGCCGAUCCGGAAGCAGAUUUCUCGGUCCCGGAAGUGUCAAAGAUGGCCGCUGCGAUGGCUUUCUCUGUGCUGCGGCAGCGGAUGACGCGGUGGCCCCAAUGGUCCUGCGCGGGGCUGGCCCCGCCCCGCGUUGCCAGAAGGAGCGUCCUCGGGCUUGCUUUCCGCUCAGGGAUUGCUUGGAGGCCAAACAGGUGUAGCAGUUCUACUGCUGAAGCAGCCACCGCUAAAGCAGAGGACGACUCUUUUCUCCAAUGGUUCCUGCUUCUUAUCCCUGCUACUGCUUUUGGCCUGGGGACCUGGCAGGUCCAGCGUCGGAAAUGGAAGCUCAAACUAAUUGCAGAAUUAGAGUCUCGAGUCAUGGCUGAGCCCAUCCCUCUGCCUGCGGACCCAAUAGAAUUGAAAAAUCUGGAGUACAGGCCAGUGAAGGUCAGGGGGCACUUUGAUCACUCCAAAGAGCUGUACAUGAUGCCUCGGACCAUGGUGGACCCUGCCCGAGAGGCCCGUGAUGCUGGCCGAAUCUCCUCCUCAACAGAAAAUGGGGCCUAUGUAGUUACUCCUUUCCACUGCUCUGACUUAGGAGUCACCAUCCUGGUUAACAGAGGGUUUGUCCCCAAGAAGAAAGUGAAUCCUGAGACCAGACAAAAAGGCCAGGUUCUUGGAGAAGUAGACCUAGUUGGCAUAGUGAGGCUGACAGAAACCAGGAAGCCCUUUGUCCCUGAGAACAAUCCACAACAGAAUCACUGGCAUUAUCGGGACCUGGAGGCUAUGGCCAAGAAAACAGGCGCAGACCCCAUUUUCAUUGAUGCAGAUUUCCGUAUGUUGUGGCACCUGCCCUGGGAGAGCAAGCACUGUUGGCUAUUAACUGUCCCACCUCCCCUUCUUUCCCUGGCAGGUUUUCAUCCUGCAGAGAGUACAACCCCUGGAGGACCCAUUGGAGGGCAAACAAGAGUCACUCUUCGGAAUGAGCAUAUGCAGUACAUCAUCACCUGGUAUGGACUGUGUGCAGCAACAUCAUACUUGUGGUUUCAAAAAUUUGUGAGGCGGACACCAGGUGUAUGAAGUUAACGAACCUGUUCCUAACCAAGAGAUCUACACAUAAAUAAAGAUUGUUAUUUUUAAAACCCUG